UUCGAGUACCGACACGCCACGUCGCUUUACGGCAACAUGGCAGCCCGCUUGCUCCAGUUGGACCCCGGUGGACUCUAAGCUGUAACCCUCCAUCAUGGCCCCGGGGACGCCACGCCCGCUGACGGAGUGCCGCUGAAGAUGAUGGUUUUGUGUUUUCGGAGCACUCCGGCGCCUCUUUGCCGCAAGGCCGCCGAGUGUUUACUGUCUGCGCGGCGCGGGGCUGCGUCCCGACUGGAGGCGUCGUCAUGGCGGCUCGGGCGCGCACCUGUCUCCGGGGUCGGGGGGAGCUCCAGGACCCUCGGCCUCGGAGGGCUGGACGGCCGCGCUCCCUUUAGCCUCGGUUCGCUUCCGUCGAAGUGGUGGAGGCCGUGCGGGACUCUGCUCGUCCUCCGCGGAGGUCGCGACUCCCAGGCUCUCCUGUCCACCGGAGGCCGAGGGCUUAGCGGGAAGAUCAACCAGGAAACAUCGAACAGGGUUAGAGAAGCCGCCCCGGUCCCGGUUCCUGGGCAGGGGCUCUUUAACUUUAAAGAACUGUACGAGAACCCGUGGACCGUCCCCAACCUGCUGUGCGUGUGUCGGAUCGUCCUGGCUCCUUUCCUGGGUCACCUGAUCGUCCAGCAACACUUCCACCUCAGUUUGGCGCUCUUCACCCUGGCCGGAGCCACUGACCUGCUGGACGGUUACAUCGCCAGGACGUGGCCAACGCAGAAGUCGGCUUUGGGGAGCGCCCUGGACCCGCUGGCCGAUAAAAUCCUCAUCAGCAUUUUAUACGUCAGCCUCACCUAUGCAGACAUCAUACCAGCGCCGCUGACGGCGCUGGUGGUUUUCAGAGAUGUCGGGUUGAUCGCUGCCGUCUUCUGGGUCAGGUACAAGACGGUGCCGCCACCGGUGACCCUGAGUAAGUUUUUUAACCCCUGCUACACCACAGCUCAGCUCAAGCCGACGCUCUUCAGCAAGGUGAACACGGCUAUCCAGCUGGUUCUGGUCGCGGCGUCCCUGGCGGCUCCGGUCUUCCAGUACACGGACAGCAUCCUGCUGCAGGGCUUGUGGUUCAUCACCGCCGUGACCACCACAGCGUCGGGCUACAGCUACUGGCACUACGGCCGAAAGACCGUCCGGGUGCUGAACACCAGGUCACCAUGACGACCAAAAACGAGUAACAAGCCGCAGACGACGGAGGAGGUCGAGGGAGGCACGAGCCGCGCGUGCGAGCGCCGGAUGACGGCCGAGAGUGCGGUGAGAACAAACAAGUGGCUGUUAACUGUUAACGCGUCGCCAUGGCGAUGACUCGCCGCAGAUGGUCGGACCGCAGCUCAGCUAUUGGACCGAACUGUAUGUAGAAAGAGCUUUUUUUUUUUUUUUUUUUUAACACAGUCACGCCGAUCACCGUCAACAUCAUGUAUGAAUGUUUGAUUUAUCAAUAAAAUAGAAAAUUUGGGAAAUCAAGAUGUCUGCUUGAGAGGUA
Messenger RNA from Syngnathoides biaculeatus (alligator pipefish), 1465 nucleotides. It is a transcript of the gene crls1, whose product is annotated as cardiolipin synthase 1. NCBI's taxonomy places the organism in Eukaryota, Metazoa, Chordata, Actinopteri, Syngnathiformes, Syngnathidae. The coding region runs from base 139 to 1143 and encodes 334 amino acids. The record is from RefSeq and is a predicted model, not a curated record. The transcript is spliced from 7 exons. Gene Ontology annotation, molecular function: cardiolipin synthase activity. Gene Ontology annotation, biological process: cardiolipin biosynthetic process. Gene Ontology annotation, cellular component: membrane; mitochondrion.